AUGGUCCGUCCCUCCACCCUCCUGACAGCGCUGUGGGCUAGUACCGCCGCCAGCCUGCGCGUGCGUUCCGUGGUCCACAGCGGCAAGGGCUGUCCGCAAGACACAAAGGUGUCCUGGUCAUCCGCGGACGAAGCCUUCGUCUUCAUGUUCCACGACUUUAGCGAAACUCUCGCCGCCGGCACGACGACGUCCUGCCAGGUACACGUCCAGAUCGACGAGGGCGAGGCCGGCAAGGCCCUGCUCGUUGAGGACGCGACGCUCCGCGGCGGGCUGUACGUCAGCCCCGUGACCAAGGCCGAGUUUCUCACCGUUGCCUUUUGGUCGGAGAAUGCCUCAGAUUCGACGUCCAAGGAGUCGACCAUCGUGGCCGGUGUCGGGCCAAUCUCGCGCAACGUUGCAGUCUCGCAGAGCCUCGACUUUGCGUCGAGGUGCGUGGGGAGCGAUGGAUACGUGGGGAUCCUCAAUGUCAACUUCCGCAUCGUGGCACAGGGCAGCGGAAAGGUCACCUUCGGGCGAGAACGUGGAAGUGGCGCGCCUGUGACCGAGGUGCUGAAGUACAAAUGGCAGAGCUGCUGA
Molecule: messenger RNA, 576 nt
Organism: Verticillium alfalfae VaMs.102
Lineage: Eukaryota; Fungi; Ascomycota; Sordariomycetes; Glomerellales; Plectosphaerellaceae
Exons: 2
Coding region: 1-576 (191 amino acids)
Source: RefSeq, a predicted model, not a curated record